This is a messenger RNA of Sitodiplosis mosellana (orange wheat blossom midge), 1488 nucleotides long. RefSeq names its product mitochondrial inner membrane protein OXA1L (gene OXA1L). The record is from RefSeq and is a predicted model, not a curated record. Bases 138 to 1418 code for a protein of 426 amino acids. Gene Ontology annotation, molecular function: membrane insertase activity. The transcript is spliced from 5 exons. Gene Ontology annotation, biological process: protein insertion into mitochondrial inner membrane from matrix; mitochondrial respiratory chain complex IV assembly. Lineage: Eukaryota; Metazoa; Arthropoda; Insecta; Diptera; Cecidomyiidae. Gene Ontology annotation, cellular component: mitochondrial inner membrane.
ACAUAACAUUUGACAUAACCAAAUCCAACGAAUGUGUGAUAAAAGUUAUUGAAUCGGACGAUAAUUUACUUGGAACGGAAAAUUAGAAUAGGUUUUUGGUCAAAAAAAUUGGUUGCAUAAGUCGCGAGCCCAACAAAAUGUUGUCCAGAUGCUGGUGCAUUUCGCGUGGGUCGGCACCCAGUCGAUUUGCCAAUUAUGUGAAUUUAAAUGGUUUGCGCUUCAGGAAUCAUCAUGCCAUGGCCAGCAGCAUGUCAGUCAGGACCACUCGUCGAGAGAAUAUCGGAGUCCGAACACACAAUUCAUCAUUGGAUAAAAUAAUCUUGCAGCGAAUAUCAGCACCAUGUUUUGGAUCACAACGGAAUUUUAGUCUAACAUCCAGCGUAUUAGCAAGUGCUGUAGAAAAUUUAGAGAGUAAGGCAUCGCUAAAAAUACCUGAAGUUCCAGCAACACCGGUCGAAGAAACAGUAGUACAAGCGUUAGCUGCUAAUGGUGAACCAACAUUCGCUUCGCUUGGCUUGGGCGGUUAUUCACCCAUUGGUCUGCUGCAAAAUGUAUUGGAAUUUAUGCAUGUCUCAUGUGAUUUACCGUGGUAUGUCACGAUUGCAUUGAGUACGGUUUUAAUUCGUAUUAUUCUGACACCAUUGGUCGUCAUAUCACAACGAAAUGCAGCCGUUAUGCGAAAUGUCAUGCCGGAAAUGCAAGAAAUUCAAAACAAGAUAACCGAAGCCCGUCAAAUGGGAAACGCUGUGGAAUAUGCCCAAUACAAUCAGGAAUUGAUGAAAAUGAUGAAGGAAAAAGGAUUCAAUCCAAUGAAAAAUAUGCUUAUACCAUUUGCCCAGAUGCCAAUUUUUCUGUCAUAUUUCCUUGGUAUUAGACGAAUGGUAAAUGCGCCCGUUGAAUCGCUACAUACCGGUGGCGCUCUGUGGUUCACAGAUUUAACUUUGGCUGAUCCCUACUAUCUAUUGCCAUUGCUCACAUGCGGUACGCUGGCACUAACCAUUCAUUUGGGAACGGAAAGUGCCCGUAUACCCGGUCAAGAAAGUCCAUUGUACACAUUCAUCUUGAGAGGCAUACCAAUCGUUAUUUUCCCAUUCAUUAUGAACUUUCCAUCUGCAAUGGUCGUCUACUGGGCAUCCAGUAACUUUUGCUCCUUGAUACAAGGAUCAAUUUUCAAAAUUCCAAGAGUGCGAACCUUUUUCAAUAUCCCACAACUCGUUAAGCACGAUUUGCCAGCUAAACCAAAAAAGAAGCAGGGUGUCAUUAAAAAUGUUAAAGGAGCUUGGUCCAACUUGAAAAUGUCACGAGAAAUUGAAGAUCGCAGACGAUUAGAUCAAAUAAAUUUUGAAAGGGCUGGCACUGGCCCAUUAGUUCGAACCUACAAAUUCGAUCCGACAAAAACAAAAAAAGCCGAAAAUUAAUUUGUUUGAUUAAUGUAGAAUUGAUUUUGAAAAAAAAAAACCACGAAUAAAUCAUAUUUGUUCCACAACA